AUGACGGAGGUAUCCGCCGGUCAACCCUCAAAGAAAGGUUUGUAUUUGGCCAUAAGUCCCGAUGGACAAUAUAUCCUCACAUUUAACAGUAAUACGUUUCAAAUUAAAAUUAUCAAAAUGGAAAACAAAGAUAAAUUGCUUGACGAGAAACCAUUGACAAUUGACAAGAAAAAUUUUCCGGAUUUUAAAAGUCCGUCAGAUAAAGUUUCCGAAUUUCCCAUAUUUAAAAUAGCGAUAUCAAACAUUUUUAAGGAUAUUAUUUUCGUUGCGCUAUCGUUUGUGAUUGAAAAUGAUAUGAUGGCUAACAAUAAUAAUGAAACACAUGGCAAAACGGUCAUUUACCGCACAAAUAAAGAUAUGAGUGAUCAUUCCUUCCACUAUGAAAUUCCAAAAGGUGGAAUGGUUAAUUUUGUUCAAUCCACAAAUGAAAAAUUGCAUUGCUUCAUAUUUAACGCAAGUGGAAUCUUUAGUUAUACUAAUCGUAUUAAGAAUCUUGAACGAUACAUAAAACAACAUUACUUUUACCCGAUAAGACUUCAAGAUGAAUUGACCAAUUUAUACAAAGUCCAUUCUUGUUUAAAGAGAAUACGGGCUUGCAUUUCUGACAAUCAUUUUUUGAUCGAGCAAUAUAAUGAAGGUACCCAAUCCAUACAAUUAUUUAACUUGGCCACCAUGGAAAUGGAACAAAUAUUUCAAAAAAAGUUAGAAAGGAACUUGACGAAAAAGUUUGCUCGUCCCAUCUUCUCAAUUUCAAAAAAUAAAUAUCUCUUGAUGUUUUCAAGAGGUAUUGAAACAAUUAUAAUCUUUUAUAUCGAGAAUGGUUUAGAAAUUGCAAGGAAAAGUUUUGGGAUAGGUACGAAAAUAAUGUUUGGAGAAUUUAUUCGUGACGAUGAAGGAUUACUGUUAAUUAUUAAGGAAAAAAAGAAGUUUUUAAUCAAAAUUUGGGAUUUAUUUAGUGCGGCUGAGAAUAAUAUUCAAACUUAUGAUAUUGAUGAAAGUUUAAACGUCAAAAUAGUAUCAUAUAAUGCGAGAUGUCCCGGAAAUCUCUUAACGGUUAAUGCUGAUGGUACAGUUUCGUCAAUAAUUGAGAAGUGGAUUUCAAAUAAAAAGGAGAUUUCUAAACUAGAUCAAUAUGAUUGCAAUUUAAUUCCGCCUGGUGAAAAUAUUACCCUAAAUGAAGAUCAAAGUCAUCGGAUUUAUCAUCGUAAUCGAAAUAAUACCUCAUUAAAACCAUUGGUUAGCAAUAAAGAACCCUGGGUAGACGAAUUUGAUUAUGAACGAAUUUCUGCUUAUCUUGACGAAGAAGAGACAAUUCAAUUAAUAAUUGGAAGAACCACGGUACAAGUUUGGAGGGAAAAUAAGGAGGUUCCAAUUCUUGAAUUUAUAUGGGCAAAUAAAACAGAACCGAGUGAUAACGAUAAAGAGGAAAGAGAAAGUGUGUUGAAAAUAGAGGAAUUAAAGGUUGGGAUUAAAUCUUUUUAUUUAAAAGUCAAAUGGGUUGGUAACAACGUUGAUCAAUCGGCUGAGAUUAAAUGGCCAUCUACAGAUGGACAUGUUACUGAUGUGAUUCAUGCUUGUGCGGCUCUAGCUCACGUGAAUUGUCGAAAAAAUCUCCUUGUCGGAUAUAAAAAGCGACAUAAAUUUGAAAAAUUGAUGAAUUAUAUUUCCCUUUUAAUUUGGAAAUUUAUCAAGAAAAAGCAAGAAACCUGGAAAUUGUUGGAUGUUCGUUACAAUGUUAUGAGUGAUGUUAUCAUUGGAGCCUCUACUUUUCUUAUAAAAUUUAUUUUGCUUGAUGAAAUUGAGAAUAAUAAGGAAGAAGAAAAAACAGGCAACAAACGACUUUUACAUAUACCACAAGUUAGACGAUGGAAUAAUAACAUAGUCGAUGUCAAAGUGCAUAAAGAACCAAAUGUGGAACAGAUGGACAACGAAAAGGAAUUAUUACUUAAUUAUGAAUCAACCGGCUUAACUGAUUUACAAAUUGCGAUUCGUUUGUGUUCAAAAGAUAAUAAUCGCGUCAACCGUCAUAUUGUUAUUGUAGGGUAUCUUUUAGAAUAUUAUACCACUCAUGCAACACGAAAUCUUGGAUGGUUAAUUACGGUUUCUAAAGCUCUUCCAGAAUUAUAUAAUCAUGAAUUAUUACAUCAUUAUGCUAAAGAUAUAUUUUAUAAGAAAUGCUUUAAGGGACUAGAGAUGUCACAUAAUAUCGAUCAUAGAGAUUUCAUGCCUCAUGACAUUGAAAAAAGAAGGCAAAAAGCGCAAAACUUCAUUGCGUUCUGUCCGAAUACAAAACUAGUUGCCAAGAAAAAAAAUCGUCGAUUAAACUUGGAAGUCCUUCAUGAUAUCACUAUAACUAUUUAUUUUAAGAUAUAUCAAAAAGUUUUUCCGAAUCCUUUUAAAAAAAUUCCACCAUCAAUACAUAUUGUUCCUUUGUACGAAUUUACCACUA
This is a messenger RNA of Funneliformis geosporum, 2449 nucleotides long. The record is from the annotation of a GenBank genome assembly. NCBI's taxonomy places the organism in Eukaryota, Fungi, Glomeromycota, Glomeromycetes, Glomerales, Glomeraceae.